Molecule: messenger RNA, 2773 nt
Organism: Sitophilus oryzae (rice weevil)
Lineage: Eukaryota; Metazoa; Arthropoda; Insecta; Coleoptera; Curculionidae
Product: 116 kDa U5 small nuclear ribonucleoprotein component
Exons: 11
Coding region: 1-2406 (801 amino acids)
Biological process (GO): mRNA splicing, via spliceosome
Cellular component (GO): U4/U6 x U5 tri-snRNP complex; U2-type catalytic step 2 spliceosome; cytosol
Molecular function (GO): U5 snRNA binding; GTPase activity; translation elongation factor activity
Source: RefSeq, a predicted model, not a curated record
AUGUCUGUCAAAAUUAUAUAUUCUCUCACUGGACUUAUACUCGAGUUACUCUCAAAAUCUUUGGCUCAAAUUAACCUUUACAUUAUGUUCAUAUUUGUAGGUCAUGUUAACUUUUCUGAUGAAGUAACAGCUGCUAUGCGUUUAUGUGAUGGUGUAGUUCUGUUUAUCGAUGCAGCCGAGGGAGUCAUGUUAAAUACUGAACGGCUAUUAAAACACGCUGUACAGGAGCAAAUGCAAAUCACAAUUUGCAUUAAUAAAAUUGAUCGGCUGAUGUUAGAACUAAAAUUACCUCCACAAGAUGCUUACUAUAAGCUGAGACAUAUUGUAGAGGAAAUAAAUGGACUACUAACUUUAUAUUCAGAUGACGCUAACCCACAGAUUGUUUCUCCUGUUCUUGGAAAUGUAUGUUUUGCAAGUGCCCAAUAUGGCGUAUGUUUCACACUAAAGUCUUUUGCAAAUAUAUACAACUUGUAUUAUGGAGAGGUCAAUGUGGAAGAGUUUUCAAAGCGAUUAUGGGGUGACAUUUAUUUUAAUCCUAAAAAUCGUAAAUUUACAAAAAAAGCUCCCCAUAAUUCAGCCCAGAGAAGUUUUGUUGAGUUUAUACUUGAACCACUUUAUAAAGUAUUUGCUCAAGUGGUAGGCGAUGUAGACACAACCCUGCCUAAAGUUCUGGAUGAGCUAGGAAUUAAAUUAAACAAAAAUGAAAUGAAAUUAAAUAUUAGACCAUUACUGCGAUUAGUGUGUAAUAAAUUUUUGGGUGAUUUUAACGGUUUUGUUAAUAUGUGUGUUGAACAUAUAAAAUCGCCAUUAGACAAUGCUAAAACAAAAGUUGACCAUAUUUAUACAGGUCCUGGUGAAACUAAAGUUUAUGAGGAUAUGGUCAAUUGCGACCAAGAAGGUCUUCUAAUGGUUCAUAGCUCUAAAAUGUAUCCCACCGAAGACUGUACAUUCUUUCAAGUAUUAGGCAGAGUUAUGAGCGGUACUCUUCAUGCUGGAACCGAUGUACAGAUACUUGGUGAAAAUUACACAUUACAAGAUGAAGAGGAUUCCAGAAUACUUACCGUCGGUCGUUUAUGGAUAUACGAGUCAAGAUAUAAAAUUGAACUAAACAGAGUUCCAGCUGGAAAUUGGGUAUUAAUAGAAGGUAUAGAUCAAUCCAUAGUAAAGACAUCAACAAUUACAGAUCUAACAAUACGCAGUGAUCUUUACAUUUUCAGACCUUUGAAAUUUAACACGCAGAGUAUUAUUAAAAUUGCUGUGGAACCAGUAAAUCCAUCUGAAUUACCAAAAAUGUUAGAUGGCUUAAGGAAAGUUAAUAAGUCUUACCCCUUGCUUACCACAAGAGUAGAAGAAAGUGGCGAACACGUUGUCUUAGGUACAGGAGAACUGUAUCUAGAUUGUGUAAUGCAUGAUUUAAGAAAAAUGUAUUCAGAAAUUGAUAUCAAAGUGGCUGAUCCUGUAGUAGUAUUUUGUGAAACUGUUGUUGAAACGUCAAGUUUAAAAUGUUUUGCCGAAACACCAAAUAAAAAGAACAAACUCACUAUGAUUGCUGAGCCUUUGGAAAAGGGAUUAGCUGAGGAUAUCGAAAACGAAAAUGUACAAAUAGGCUGGAACAAGAAAAAAUUAGGAGAAUUUUUCCAAACUAAAUAUGAUUGGGACUUGUUAGCUGCUAGGAGUAUAUGGGCUUUUGGUCCUGACAAUACAGGUCCUAACAUUCUGGUAGAUGACACUCUACCUUCAGAAGUCGAUAAAGGAUUGUUGAGUUCUGUAAAAGAUUCAAUUGUACAAGGUUUUCAGUGGGGUACCAGGGAGGGACCUUUGUGCGAAGAACCGAUUAGAAAUACAAAAUUUAAAAUCUUAGAUGCCGUCAUAGCGCAAGAACCUUUACAUCGGGGCGGUGGACAAAUCAUUCCUACUGCGAGAAGAGUUGUUUAUUCUGCAUUUCUGAUGGCGACACCCAGAUUAAUGGAACCUUAUUUGUUUGUAGAGGUGCAAGCACCAGCUGAUUGUGUAUCAGCCGUGUAUACGGUAUUAGCAAAAAGACGUGGCCAUGUUACCCAGGAUGCCCCAGUACCAGGAUCGCCAUUAUACACUAUUAAGGCUUUCAUUCCCGCCAUUGACAGUUUUGGAUUUGAAACUGACUUAAGAACACAUACACAAGGCCAGGCGUUUUGUUUAUCAGUGUUUCAUCACUGGCAGAUUGUUCCUGGAGAUCCACUGGAUAAAUCUAUAGUUAUUCGACCUUUGGAACCGCAACCAGCAACACAUCUGGCGAGAGAAUUCAUGAUUAAAACGAGACGAAGAAAAGGUCUAAGUCAAGACGUGUCUAUCAACAAAUUCUUUGACGAUCCUAUGUUGCUGGAACUGGCAAGACAAGAUGUCAUGCUUAAUUAUCCUUUACUCUAAAAGUUCAAAUAUUAUUUUGUAAUGUUUUAAUUAGUAAGUAUAAUUAAAUCAUUUUUUUAAAUUCAAAUUCAAUUUGUAUUAAGUUGAUUUGAAUUUGCAUACUAUUUUUGACAUAUUUAGAAGUCAUAUCCCCUCUCGGAGAACAAAGAGGCAACUGCUUACGACACAAUUUUACAGAAGGGACAAAAAAUUAAAUUUUAACCUAAAAUAAAGUGUAACAAUUAAGGUACAUUGUAGAAAGUAUAGGUGGGAGGUUAAUCACCGCGACCACACACAGAUCUACUGUGUGUGAAGUUAGCAUUGUGUAUUUUAUGAAUAAAUAUCUGAGAGGGUAGGCACAUUUCCCCUUCUCUUUUUUUCCGAACGU